AUGCCAGUCAAAGAAUCAUACGUCCAAGGACUCAUCCAACUUCAGCUCAAUGGCGAUUGGCCAACGUUGAUGACCUACAUGCGAGACGACAUAGAAUGGAUGGUGAUCAAUCCGUUGGUCAAGUCUACUCCUCUUUCUGGACUAUUUCACGGAAAAGAGGAAUACGGUAAAACAUUGACACCUCUCUUUUCAACAUUUGAAGAUCGUAUCAACUUUACUCUAGAGCGAUUGACCGUGGUGGGUAAUUUGGCAGUGGCUGAGAUGAAAGGUCAGGCCGUAGGGGCGAAAGAUAAGAAGGAAUUUGUUGGAUUCUGGUGUAAUAUAUUUGAAUUUGAAGAUGACAAUGAUGAGAAUCCAAAGAUCAAAGGUAUCAAGGAAUAUUUGGAUUCAGCUUUGAUCAAGGAAUUCAUCGAGAACAAUCUUUAA
This is a messenger RNA of Kwoniella botswanensis, 426 nucleotides long. RefSeq lists its product as uncharacterized. The transcript is spliced from 3 exons. Lineage: Eukaryota; Fungi; Basidiomycota; Tremellomycetes; Tremellales; Cryptococcaceae. The coding region runs from base 1 to 426 and encodes 141 amino acids. The record is from RefSeq and is a predicted model, not a curated record.